Mesorhabditis belari is the source of this 231-nucleotide messenger RNA. Lineage: Eukaryota; Metazoa; Nematoda; Chromadorea; Rhabditida; Rhabditidae. The record is from the annotation of a GenBank genome assembly.
AUGGCUACAUAUCGACGAAUUUGGCAUUUGCACAAAGCUUUACAACAAAUCGAGACCACUGUUGCCGCAUAUAGACAACCAACAACUUUUCUUUUCACUCGUUGCUUAUCAACGACAAGUCGACUGAAGAAUUAUCACGAUCCAGAUGAGCAUCACCAUCAACCGGGAUCCCAUGGAGAGCCGGUUUAUCCGCCAGGGAGUGCUCAAUUUCCAAUCAAAACAUACCAUUUG